Messenger RNA from Ogataea philodendri, 1992 nucleotides. RefSeq lists its product as uncharacterized. Gene Ontology annotation, molecular function: flavin adenine dinucleotide binding; oxidoreductase activity, acting on CH-OH group of donors. Bases 1 to 1992 code for a protein of 663 amino acids. The record is from RefSeq and is a predicted model, not a curated record. Lineage: Eukaryota; Fungi; Ascomycota; Pichiomycetes; Pichiales; Pichiaceae. The transcript has a single exon.
AUGGCUAUUCCAGACGAAUUCGAUAUUAUUGUUGUUGGUGGUGGAUCCUCCGGCUCCUGUAUUGCCGGUAGAUUGGGAAAUCUUGAUCCAAAUCUUACUGUUGCUCUUAUCGAGGGUGGUGAGAACAACAUCAACAACCCAUGGGUGUAUCUUCCAGGAGUUUACCCAAGAAACAUGAGACUUGACUCCAAGACUGCUACUUUCUACACUGCCAGACCUUCCAAGGCUUUGAACGGUAGAAGAGCUAUUGUUCCAUGCGCCAACAUUCUUGGUGGUGGCUCCUCGAUCAACUUUUUGAUGUACACCAGAGCCUCUGCUUCGGACUACGACGACUGGGAGGCCGAGGGAUGGACCACCGACGAGUUGCUGCCAUUGAUGAAGAAACUCGAAACUUACCAACGUCCUUGCAACAACAAAGACGUUCACGGAUUCGACGGUCCUAUCAAGGUCUCGUUCGGUAACUACACAUACCCACACUGCCAAGACUUCCUGAGAGCUGCUGAAUCGCAAGGAAUUCCUGUCGUUGACGACUUGGAGGACCUCAAGACCUCGCACGGUGCUGAGCACUGGCUCAAGUGGAUCAACAGAGACUUGGGUAGAAGAUCCGACUCUGCGCACGCUUAUGUGCACCCAACCAUGAGAAACAAGGACAACCUCUUCUUGAUCACCUCGACCAAGGCCGACAAGGUCAUCAUCGAGGACGGAAAGGCUGUUGCUGUGCGCACUGUUCCAAUGAAGCCUCUGAACCCAAAGAAGCCUGUUUCCAGAACUUUCAGAGCAAGAAAGCAGAUUGUUGUUUCUUGCGGUACCUGCUCUUCUCCAUUGGUUCUGCAAAGAUCCGGUAUUGGUGCUGCUCACCACUUGCGGUCUGUUGGUGUUAAGCCAAUUGUCGACUUGCCUGGUGUCGGUGAGAACUUCCAGGACCACUACUGUUUCUUCACUCCUUACUACGUGAAGCCAGAUGUUCCAACGUUUGACGACUUCGUCAGAGGCGACCCAACUGCCCAGAAGAACGCAUUCGACCAAUGGUACUCCAACAAGGAUGGUCCUUUGACCACCAACGGUAUCGAAGCCGGUGUCAAGAUCAGACCAACCGAGGAGGAACUGGCUACUGCCGACGAAGACUUCAGACAAGGUUACGCCGACUACUUCGCCAACAAGCCAGACAAACCAUUGAUGCAUUACUCUGUGAUUUCUGGAUUCUUCGGUGACCACACCAAGAUCCCUAACGGAAAGUUCAUGACCAUGUUCCACUUCUUGGAAUACCCAUUCUCCAGAGGAUUCAUCAGAAUCACCUCUCCAAACCCUUACGACAGUCCAGAUUUCGACACCGGUUUCCUCAACGACGAGAGAGACCUGUGGCCAAUGGUCUGGGCUUACAAGAAGUCCAGAGAGACUGCCAGAAGAAUGGAGAGCUUUGCAGGAGAAGUCACUUCUCACCACCCUCAGUACAAGGUGGACUCUCCAGCCAGAGCCAAGGACUUGGACUUGGAGACCUGCAAGGCCUUUGCUGGUCCUAACCACCUCAGCGCCAACUUGUACCACGGAUCCUGGACCGUUCCUAUCGAGAAGGCCCUUCCAAAGAACGAGUUGCACGUGACCUCGAACCAAGUGGAGCUCUUCUCCGAUAUCGAGUACACUGCCGAGGAUGACGAAGCCAUUGUCAACUACAUCAAGGAGCACACCGAGACCACCUGGCACUGCUUGGGAACCUGCUCGAUUGCUCCAAGAGAGGGCAACAAGCUGGCUCCAAAGGGAGGUGUCUUGGAUGCAAGACUCAAUGUUCACGGAGUCGAGGGCUUGAAGGUUGCAGACUUGUCUGUUUGCCCAGAUAACGUUGGUUGCAACACCUACUCGACUGCUCUGACCAUUGGUGAGAAGGCUGCCACUUUGGUUGCCGAGGAUCUUGGAUACUCUGGUUCAGACUUGGACAUGACUAUUCCAAACUUCAGAUUGGGAACUUACGAGGAGACCGGAUUGGCCAGAUUCUAA